Cladophialophora psammophila CBS 110553 is the source of this 1272-nucleotide messenger RNA. RefSeq names its product lipoyl synthase, mitochondrial. Lineage: Eukaryota; Fungi; Ascomycota; Eurotiomycetes; Chaetothyriales; Herpotrichiellaceae. Gene Ontology annotation, molecular function: lipoate synthase activity; 4 iron, 4 sulfur cluster binding. Gene Ontology annotation, biological process: lipoate biosynthetic process. The transcript has a single exon. Bases 1 to 1272 code for a protein of 423 amino acids. Gene Ontology annotation, cellular component: mitochondrion. The record is from RefSeq and is a predicted model, not a curated record.
AUGGCCGCUACACUCCCUCGCUACCGUUGCCUGAACGGCCAUCCGUGGUCCUCUCCGUUCAAAGUCUUUCUUCCUCCAACCUCGACAUCGGCAUCGACAUCGGCCGCAUCACGAACAUUCGCCACCACGACUGAUGACCUCCCAACCAGCAAACCACGAGUACGUGCGACCACCUUCGCCGACAAGCUCAAUGCCGGUCCAUCCUUCUCCGACUUUGUCUCAGGGAACGAACCGCCCUUGGAGCCCUCGGAAGCAUAUGCCUUGAAAACCGCCCUCGUCGGACCCAAGGGCAAGCAGAAACAGAUCACCCGCCUGCCUUCGUGGCUGAAAACACCGAUCCCGGACAGCUCCUCCUACAAGAAGAUUAAAAAUGACUUGCGCGGCUUGAAUCUGCACACUGUGUGCGAGGAGGCUCGAUGCCCCAACAUCUCAGACUGCUGGGGAGGGAGCAGCAAGUCGGCGGCCACGGCCACCAUCAUGUUAAUGGGCGAUACGUGCACCAGGGGUUGUCGCUUCUGCAGCGUCAAGACCUCAAAGACACCUCCGCCGUUGGAUCCCCAUGAGCCGGAACACACGGCUGAAGCGCUCUCGCGAUGGGGUCUAGGCUACGUUGUCCUCACCAGCGUCGAUCGGGACGACCUGGCGGACGGAGGAGCCCACCACUUCGCAGAGACGGUGCGCAAGAUAAAAUCCAAAGCGCCGACCAUCCUGGUCGAGUGUCUGACUGGCGACUACGCGGGGGAUCUGGAAAUGGUCAAAGUCGUCGCGACAUCAGGAUUGGACGUCUACGCACACAACAUUGAGACGGUCGAGGCAUUGACGCCGCAGGUGCGCGACCGACGCGCCACGUUCCGACAAUCCCUCAGCGUGCUGAAGGCCGCCAAAGCCGCGCAGCCGGGUCUCAUCACCAAGACAUCGAUAAUGCUGGGCCUCGGCGAGACGGAGGACCAAAUCUGGGAUGCGCUGCGAGAGCUGCGCGCCAUCGCCGUCGACGUCGUGACGUUUGGCCAGUACAUGCGUCCCACGAAGAGACACAUGGCCGUGCACGAAUACGUGACGCCAGACGUCUUUGAACAGUGGCGUGUCCGGGCGCUGGAGAUGGGCUUUCUAUACGUGGCGAGCGGCCCAUUGGUGCGCAGCAGUUAUAGAGCCGGAGAAGCGUUUAUCGAGAACGUGCUGAAGAAGAGGCGAGCCGGCAGAGGGGAGACGGCGAAUGCGGAUUUGGCAGGGGAUAUAACUGAUGGAAAGAGUGUGCAGGUUGGGAAGAUUUGA